Messenger RNA from Anguilla rostrata (American eel), 6851 nucleotides. Its product is annotated as RNA-binding protein Musashi homolog 2. The coding region runs from base 154 to 1431 and encodes 425 amino acids. NCBI's taxonomy places the organism in Eukaryota, Metazoa, Chordata, Actinopteri, Anguilliformes, Anguillidae. Gene Ontology annotation, biological process: central nervous system development; regulation of translation. Gene Ontology annotation, cellular component: cytoplasm. The record is from RefSeq and is a predicted model, not a curated record. The transcript is spliced from 15 exons. Gene Ontology annotation, molecular function: mRNA binding.
CGUGGGUCAAGGGAGGGGAGGGAGCAAGGCUGAGCUGAUCCCACGUGUGACGAUUGCAUUCCCGGCUCAGUAAUAUUCUCUUAGCGGGGCUUCGCCUAGCUUUUGCUGUGUCUGUGUGUGUUUGUUAGUUAUUCAGCUAUAGUUGGGUUAGCUAUGGAGGGAGACGGGAGCCAAGCCACAUCUGGAAGCCCAAAUGAUUCGCAACAUGACCCAGGUAAAAUGUUUAUCGGUGGCCUCAGCUGGCAAACCUCACCAGACAGCCUUAGAGAUUAUUUUAGUAAAUUCGGGGAAAUCAGAGAAUGUAUGGUGAUGAGAGAUCCAACCACAAAGCGCUCCAGGGGAUUUGGGUUCGUUACGUUUGCAGAUGCUGCCAGUGUAGAUAAAGUCUUAGCGCAACCACAUCACGAAUUAGACUCCAAGACGAUUGAUCCUAAAGUUGCCUUCCCCAGACGCGCUCAACCCAAGAUGGUCACAAGAACAAAGAAAAUAUUUGUAGGCGGAUUAUCAGCUAACACGGUAGUGGAAGAUGUGAAGCAGUAUUUUGAACAAUUUGGGAAGGUAGAAGACGCCAUGCUUAUGUUUGAUAAAACUACUAACAGGCAUAGAGGGUUCGGCUUUGUAACUUUUGAGAUCGAGGACGUCGUAGAGAAAGUCUGUGAAAUUCAUUUUCAUGAAAUCAAUAAUAAAAUGGUAGAAUGUAAGAAGGCCCAGCCGAAGGAGGUGAUGUUCCCGCCUGGGACGCGGGGGCGCGCCCGGGGACUCCCCUACACCAUGGACGCCUUCAUGCUGGGGAUGGGCAUGCUCAGUUACCCGAACAUCGUUGCGACGUACGGCCGUGGCUACACUGGAUUCGCCCCGAGCUACAGCUACCAGUUCCCCGGCUUCCCCGCGACGGCGUACGGUCCGGUGGCGGCGGCGGCGGUGGCGGCGGCGCGCGGCUCAGGUAGGGGGGCCCCCGGAGGAGCCGGUCACAUGGCAUACCCGCAGGCGGCAGGGGCAGGGUUCCCCGAUUACGGUUUCUAUUCCACGCCCAGUGACCACCGGGGGGCGCCCUGCUCCUUUGCGGACUAUGGCUCGCUGGGGCCCCAGGCCGCACAGAUGUUGCACGGUGAGCAUUCCACAUCCGCCUGCAACUCCCCCCUCCAGCACCUCCACAGCCCGGAUCAGUUUAAGAGCCCAGUCCUGAAUAGCUACACUGCUCAACCCAAUUUUGGGGCCCCUGCUUCCUCGGCAGGCCCCAACCCGCCCCGCCCCGGAGGCUUCCCGGGCGCCAACAGCCCCGGGCCGGUGGCGGACCUGUACGGACCGGGCAGUCAGGACUCCGCCGUGGGUAACUACAUAAGUGCUGCUAGCCCCCAGCCCGGGUCCGGCUUCGGGCACAGCAUCGCUGGUCCGUUGAUUGCGACAGCUUUUACAAACGGAUACCAUUGAAACCUAACAGGUGGUUGGUUGCCAUCUCAUUUGAGCAGAGUAUAUCUGGAGGUCCAGGGAAGACAGGCCGAAGUUUCUGAUUGGUUCUGUGUACAGGUGAUGUCAACAACUUCAAGCACUACAGCAUCACCCAGGGGAACUGGAGGUGGCACCACAUGAAGAACAAAAGAAAAAAAAAAAUGUCAAGAUCAUCUCAGAAAAGAAUCUGCUGUACUAUAAACUAAUCCUUCUGUAACAUGGUAACUUUGUUUAGGAUUUGAUGUUUUAUUUUUCAUUUACGUAGUUGUUAGUAUUUUCUUUCCUCACCUUUCCCCUUUCAAUUAUAGAGGGGAAUUUUAUUUCGGUUUUGAUGAUUUGUGUAUUUUGCUUUUCUCUUGGUAUAUUAGUGUAAACUAUUUUAUUUUAUUUUAUUGUCUUUUUUCCUUUGGGGAGGUGAAUAUGUUUGCAACAGUUGUGUUUGUUUUACCUUUGGUACCGAUCCUUAAUAUCGAUGAGGUCUUCAGGUGUCAUUUUUGCACACAAGAAAAAUAAGUACUGGCAAGUCUUUGAUAAAAAAGCAAAGGGUUUGCUUCAAGUGAGAAUCUAGAGGGUAUCUAAUAAAUCUUAGUAGCUGUUUUUAUUUCUUGUGAUGUCUCGUUAACCAUAAUUACCUGUUUUGGGCAAUAAGAAGAGGACUACAAUAUUUUCACGGUCCUUUUUUAUAAGUGUUGUUUUCGUUGUUUAGGAAAAAGAUAUAAAAGUUUUUUUUUCAUUUGAAUAAAUUGUGAAUUCAGAUUUAAAAAAAGAAAAAUGUAACUGUAAAUAUAAUUCCAGUCACUGCAUAUAACACGUUCAAAAAAAGCAAGAUACCAUAUUUUUGUGGUGGUUUGUCAAAAAAAGGCUGUACUGUGCUAAAGCAGAAAGAAAAGUAAAGGAACGGUUUCGAGCUCUAAACGGUAACUAAAAUCUAUUUGUGGCACAAAGGCCGUGACUGCCCCAUUGAUGUCUAGAACAUAUAGGAAACGCUGUUGGCUUGCUGUGUAAAUACUGAAGGCCAAAUAACUAUACUAGUGUCAUACCAGCAUAUUGACUAGAUAGUGAGUUCAUGUGUGCGCAGCUUCUGAAAAGAACAAAAAAAAACCUUUCAGUUAAUGUCUUUCACAGGAGAAUUAGUCAUUUUACAGUAGUGAGAACUGACACACACAGAUUCAACAAACAAAAAAAACAGUUAAAAAAUUGUUACAAAAGAAAAUCCAAAGCACACUAUUUUGUUUUGAAAUAUGAGACUGAAUCUUGUCCAGAUAUUUCAUAAAGCUAUCUGCCUACAAACGCUUUUUUACCACUGGUCAGAAAUAAAAUGUCUUUUUUUUUUCUUACUUUCCCCGUUUUUUCCUUACAGAUUUUGGGAAAGAAAUGUGAUACUUGGCUUCAGUGUGGCAGUGGCAAUAUUCAAGGCUGUUCUUUCCCCUCCGUCAGUUUCCACACUUCUCCUCUUGAGUGAAUUAGGAAGGCAAACGUUUUAUAUCAUACCUCAAUCCUGUGAGUUUUACCUUAGAAACAUUGACAGAUUAAUUUAUUUUAGGGGUAAACGGAUGAAAUGAAUAGAGAAUAAUAAGAUAAAUAAUUGCACUGUGACUAGUAGGAAAGAACUUACCGUUUCCAAUUUGCACAUGUUCAUGUUGGCUGUUUUAAGUGGUCUGCACCAAGGGGUAAAGUAUGAAGGAUUAUUUAGAAUAAUUGUUGCUGUUUUCAAUACAGUCAGACAUCUACAGAAGCAUAGAUGGGUAAACAUCUUCACUGAUAGUGACGAGAAUCAAUAUCCUGUGCUGAUGUCUUGGAAUUUCAUUAUAUGGGUAUAAGUAUGCCAACUUUUAAUAUUUCUAAAACGAUCUAAAAUAUUGCAGGUAUUUUAGAUACAGCUAAUAGAAGACACUGAAUACAAUGUUCAUAAUGUUAACAAUAGCUGCUGUGCUAAUUUCCUGUAUAUGUAGAGACUGGAUUAGCUCAAAUAGAGAGAUAUGGCAUUUAAUGAGACGAUUUAAACUGCAGAGAUUUUAAAGAAGAUAUUGGGUUGAUUGAUGUAUAUGCUGAUGUUCUUUGGUUUUUCCUGCUGCCAAUUUAUUUUGUAUUUUUAUUUUGUCAAAUUUUAUCCUUUUUAUUUUUAUUUUUUAAAGUUCAGAACAACCAGGUGAAGCAAAAUGCUGGAUGCUUUUUAAAUAAUAUGGAGACUUGAUCAAGUAAUAAUUUAAACAGAAAAAGAAAGCGAUUAUAAUGUUAUAAUCUGUUAAAAUUUAAAAGAAAAGAAAUACAAAAAAAUCUUUAAAAAAAUAAUAAAAAUAAAAAAAGAUGUUCCUUCACUGAUUUCAAUUUUGAAUCGGGGGAUUUUUAUUGAUAUUUUUGUGGUUGUUAAUAAUAUUAAUAAUUAUAACAAUAUAAUAAUGUACUGUACAUCCAUCAAUUUCUCUUUCCAUUCCCUGUCGCCUCAUACAAUCUUUUGUUGAUCUUCAUUGUAUUUUGGUAGUGUGUAAAAAAAAAAAAAAAAGGUAGAAAACAAAAAAAACAAAAAAACACAAAUUACCUUGUAAACAGAGUGCUGUCUUUGAUGCCAGUGUAGUGGUCUAUACUCUUCUUUGUCGUUCUCCUUUUCUCUACUGCUCUCUUUUUCUCUUUCUCUCUUUCUCUCUCUCUUUCUCUCUCCUCCUAGUAAUUAGUAGUAGAUGUUAUGUAAUUAAGAUUAAGAAAUAGAUGUAGUUAUUAGCAGAUUUAGGACCAGUAAGGAUAGGACUUUCUCUCAUUGUCAGAGUUUGAAAACAAUCGCAAACAAUUAUGUUACUAGUGAUUUUUUUUGUUCCAUAUUUCUUUUUCCUUUGUUUUUGCUGAUCUCACAUGGUUUCAACUAACCAAAGCUCUCACAGAAGAAAUAUAGAAAACAAAUUGCUGUAAGACAGAAUCUUAAACAAGGCAUUAAUUGGAUCCCCACCCUUGAAUGUUUUAAAAGGGGUGUGCCAUACUACCUUAAAUGCUAAUGCUAGAUAUGCAAAACUUUUAUUUUUAAUUAUUUUUUAAGAGGGACACAAGCUAUAAUUAUGAAAAAAUUUAUUACAUGAAAGAAAAAAAAAUCAUAUUUUUUUAGAAAGUUCUAAUAGAUGAAUGAUGAUAACAACAAUAAUAAUGAUAAUAGUAAUAAUUAUUAUUAUAAUAGUAAUAAAAUAAAACUGUAAUAUGUUUUGAUGUUUGUACACUUUAAAAAAUAUCCCAGUCGCCUGUGGCACUACUAUUUUUGGAUACUGCUAUGUUUUUUAAAUUUGUCUGCCUAGAUUACUGAGUACUUUUGUUUUCACUCAUCAAAAACAUCCUUUGAAGACUUUGUGAAUUAUUUUUAUACUCUUGAACCAGGUCACCAGCUCUUUAUUUUAAUCAUAUACAAAAAUUUGCAGAUCUUGUCCAGUAUGGCACAAGUUUUCAGUGGGAUGGAAACUGAAAUUGUUCGACAGUUUCUUCUCUAGAGUUGUUAGAACCCUGUAGCACAUCAGCUGAAUACAGUUUCAGUUGCACAGGAAACAUUUUUUUUUCCUGGUAACAUAUGAAAAUAGACGAGUCACGAUCGAUAGGGCCCUUUUAGGUCUGUGACACACAAUAUAUUGGAAGUGCGUCAAUAAGAACGAAAUAUUUAGGAGCAAUGUUGUUCAUGUUUAAUUAGUUUGGUCAGUUGUGUCCACAACUGUGGCAGCUGGCUGUACUGGUAAAAAAAAAAAAAAAAGAUUCAAAAAGCACUCAGAAUAUUUAUGUGCUUUUAGUAUUUUAUUUGAUGAAGUAGUUUUGUGCAGUUCUAGUUAAUCGCUACUAGAAAAAGGUGUUUGAAGGGGGUGCAGAAAUCAACAGAUGGCCGAAUGCCAGUGGACUCCCCUAUUUUUAUAUUAGAACAGCUAAUAUAAUAUUGAUAAAAAAAGCAGGCUGUGCUUUCUCUGUGAUGGAUUAUGUGUGAUGGAACUGUGAGUGUCUCGUUUGGGGAACCCUGUCUCCUGUACAGUCUGCACAAUCUGUACAGUCUUUUCUUUUAAAACGAGGCUAGCUUUUGAUUAAAAUGAAGGCCCGGUGAUCUUUUCAGAUAGUUUGUGCCAUUUUUUAUUUGUGUUUUAUUUAUUAGAUUUUUAAUUUGAUCCUGUAGCUUGGACUUUAAGGUAGCAUGGCUCUGUUGCUGUAAUUUUAUUUUUCAUUGUACAGCAGUUUACAGCUGAUGAAUGUUACACAUCUCGAUAGACUAGUCAAUUCAUUGGGUAAAUGUUGGUUUUAAAAAAUGAAAAAGAAAAAAAAAACGACCUGGAAGGUGUUGGCAUUGGGAGUAAACUACCAUUUCUAUUUAAACUUGAAUCUUGAAGGCAAGUGCUAGGCAAGGGCCAAAUGAUCACCCCAUCUGUCAUAAGUCACUCAGUACACUGCACAUUGUCACUCACACGUGUGUGUGUGUGUGUGUGUUUGUAUUUGUGUGUGUGUGUGCGCGUGUGUGUACUGUAUAUGUGCACACACUCGCAUGUGUAUAUAUAUAUAUGUGUGUGUGAGUGUGUGACUAUGCACACACCUACAUAUAUAUGGUGUGUAUACAGGUGUGUCUAUAUCCUUUAUGUGGAAACGUUUUACUAAUUUCUGUUUGAAAAUAAGUAAGAUUCUACUGUACAUUUUAGAGGAAACAAAAUCCCCCUCUUUGUUCUGAAAAGCUUUGUAGCCAACACUGUUUGUGUCAGUCGCUGUUAAAACAUUUGACAUUAGUAUGGUGAGUCCUUGUGCUAUUUUGGCAAAAAAAAAAAAUCGUGAUGUACGAAAUGUAAACCACAGCCCUGGUCUAAUGGUAUUGUAUACAUAAUACAUUACUGAUGACUGUUAAUCAUUAAGUGGGCCACCACUUGGUUUCAUAAUAUGGGUAGUCUUAAUGUAAAAGAGUGGGUGUACGUCUGUCAUUUAAUUCUUGCUAUAAAAAAAAAAAACAGGGCAGUCUUUUGUGACUGCAAUAUUACAAGGGUGGUUCUCCUCAACGUGUGACUCUCUUAACCCGGUUUGCCUGAGCAGAGGAGCAGCUCGGUGUUAAGGUUUGGUCAUUCGCGUGCUGUCCUGCACGUCUGUCUACUCCGAUUGCCUUGCCCAUUCCUAACACUUGCCCGUUUUUAACGUUAACAGACUUUUUACGGCGAGAAACUGACUGAACUGACUGACGUCUUGAAAGCAUCUUUCAGGUCUUCUUGUAUGGCUUGCUCAAGCCCUGUUGUAAAAUAAACAAAAGUGGAUGGGGGUCUCUCACAUCUCAGAUGUGGAAAGUAUAAUUUUAUAUUUGUAUUUUCAAAUAAUAAUAAUAAUAAAAAAUGUUUGUGAAAGGUUUCCAUCCUCUACUGUGGUCCAGAAAUCGAUGUGUCUGUCUGGAAAAAAAUAAAAUAAAAUAAACUGUUUUA